CGCCGCGGAUCGCACGUAUAAGCGGUCGCUUCACUCCUUCUGACUCCCGCGGAUCCUUCCGCCGGCGCCGCAGACGGCGCUUAGCGCUUUUGGCUCAGCCCGCCUGAGGCAGUGGUAGAAACGUCAUGGCGCGUCACGGCCUCAAAAACGUUUGUUUUCCCGCUUAGCCUCAUCUUCGGGCUAUUUGUGAACGUGGGUGUCUCGAAGGACUCUUUCACUCGACGCUCGGCGGAAGGAUAUUUCUUUAUUUAACCGCCACAAGCUGAACGAACGUUUCGAGGCGGGGCCAACGGCGCGGACGCCGCCUCUCCGGACCAAUCACAGUGGGAGGCUUGCCGUUAGCGCCGACCCCCGGAGCGGAAGAGCCAAUGGGCGCGAGAGAGGGAGCGGCGGGGGCCGGCUGAGGGGGAGGCCUCCCGAUGAGCUAAAAUGGUGCUGAGGCUCGAGGGGAGCUGGUCGCUGCUGGUCGGGAAGCGUUUCCUCAGCCUGGCCGGGGAGGACGACGGGCCCUGGGACACGGAGCGCGUGGCGGAAUGGCCGUGGCAGGCGGGCAGGAUCCGGGCGGUCUCGCACACCGACAUCUCCAAACCGGACCUGAAGAUUUGUGUAGAAUUUGAUGAUGAGUCAUGGGAAAAAAGAAGAUGGAUAGAAGUCUACAGUCCCAAAAUGAAGGUAUUCCUCGUGGAGCAAAAGCUGGUAUUGGCAGAAAGAAGAUCUCAUGGCGGUUCUAUAUCACCUGUCCAGUGGCCUGCAAUGACUUACAAAUCCUUAGUGGACAAAGCCGGUUUGGGACAAAUGGUUUCCAUACGCUAUCUUGGUGAAGAGAAAUGUGUUUUUCUUUCUAAAGACCUUUUGACGCCCAUUCAGGAUGUGGAGAGUUCCAGGCUUCCUCUGAAGGAUGAUCAAACUGUCAAUGAAGAAAUUCAAGCUUUAGUUAAGAAACACCUAGAUGAAACACGCUUGGUGCAAGGUGGAAAAAAUAUAAUUGGUUCAAAAAUUAGAAUUUAUAGCCUGGAUCCAUCUACCCAGUGGUUCACAGCAGUUGUUGUAAAUGGUAAUCCUGCUACAAGAACUCUAGAAGUCAACUGUCAGGAGAUUCCAGCUUUAAAAACUCUUGAUCCAGAGUUAAUUCACGUGGAAAUAAUAUAUGACAACAAUGGAAAAUGUGAUAAAUCCAAAAGAAUUGGGGGCGUGAAGAGGAAAUCCACAGAAAAUAGUGGAAGUGUUGAUGCCAAACACACAAAGUCUUCUCCUGAGGUUUCUCAGAGUCAGGGACAUGUGCACUCAGUACCAACAGUGUUUGGUGAAGCAUUGCUGGGUUGUACUCCUGCUAAUAAAGACCAAAGGCAUCAAGGCUUGCCCCUGCCAGCUAACUCUCCUCCCAAUCUUGGCGCAGAAACUCCUCAGGGCACAUGCAGACGGAGCGUACCAGAAGUCCAUCCCUCUUGUCUUAAUUCUGGAACAAAACCAUUGAAGGAAAAUUUUACGCUCUUUCCUAAAGUGACAUAUAUAACUAAAGAACAAACACAAAAUAUUAAUGAUCAAAAUGGUAAAUAUACCUCUCUGAUAUCUUCAAGAUCUUCAUCUUUGAGUGAUUCAACUAAUGGAAAAGAAACCGGUCUGAAAAAUAUAAGUGAAGCUCCUCUGAAGCCCACAACAAACUUUUCUAAAGAGUGUAUUUCUGCAAAACCAUUGCAACAUCUUAACUCCUCCGUAGCAAUACCGAGAAUCAAUAGCUCUGUUGAACUGCAGAGGACUUUAGAUUGCAGGCCCUCAACAUCGGAUGCUCACCUGCUCCCUUUUACUGAGGCUGGAGUUAAAUCACACAGUGGUUGUAACAGCCAAAAAGGAAACAAGGUGGAUGAACAAGUAGACAUGGAAUUUUUUAUUAGGAGAAAUUCAAAUGAAGGUUUUUAUGAGAGAAAUGAAAAUGAAAGCUUUUGGAGUGGGAGUACCAAGAUGCAGGAUAAUGUAAUAGUUCGCAAGUCCAUUUUAGCAGAUGCUUCUAAAGUGAAGAAGCUGCAGCAGAGUGGGGAAGCAUUUGUACAGGAUGGCUCCUGCAAUAAUAUUGCACCUCACCUGCAUAAAUGCAGGGAAUGUCGCUUGGACAGCUACCGAAAGAACAAAGACCAGAAAGAUUCCACUGUCUUUUGUCGGUUCUUUCACUUUAGAAGGCUGCAGUUCAAUAAGCAUGGGAUACUGCGUGAGGAGGGCUUCUUAACUCCCAAUAAGUAUGACCCUGAGGCUAUUAGCUUGUGGCUGCCUUUAUCCAAAAAUGUUGUUGGCCUGGAUCUGGACACAGCGAAAUACAUUCUGGCCAACAUUGGAGACCACUUUUGUCAGCUGGUGAUAUCUGAAAAGGAAGUUAUGUCUACAAUUGAACCACACAGACAAGUAGCCUGGAAGCGUGCAGUUCGUGGAGUUCGAGAGAUGUGUGAUGUGUGUGACACCACCAUCUUCAACCUCCACUGGGUCUGCUCUAAGUGCGGCUUCGGUGUGUGUGUCGAUUGCUACAGGAUGAGGAAAAAAGGCAUACAUGAAGAUGAUGACUCGGAUACUUUCUCCUGGUUUAAAUGUGUGAAGGGGCAGGAGCACGAACCAGAGAAUCUAAUGCCUACACAAAUAAUUCCUGGAAGAGCACUCUAUGAUGUUGGUGAUAUUGUUCACUCUGUAAGAACAAAAUGGGGAAUAAAGGCAAACUGCCCCUGUGCAAAUAAACAGUUCAAGGCACUGUCAAAGCCAACUCUAAAGGAGGAUUCAAAACAGAAUUUGGUACCUGGAGAGAGGACCAGCCUUCAGCAAAACAACUUAGUCCUGAGCCCACAGGUCCCUACACAUGAUCCUCCUGUCAAACCAGCAGCUGGAAGUAAACAAACUCCUUCAGUAAACACUUCUCCUUCAUUAAGUUGGCUGUCAAAUAUAACAAGUGGAAAUGUGAAUAAAGAAAACAAAGAAAAACUUCUCGUGCCCAUUUCCAAGAAUGAAAACAAACCUCUUCAGACACUCCCUAGCUUAGCUAAGCCUGCUACAGCCCUGCAGACAUUCAACAGUGCAAUACUAACACCUGUGAGCAACAACAACACAGGUUUCCUGCGGAAUCUCCUGAAUUCUUCUGGAGGAAAGACAGACAAUGGACUCAAGAGUACACCCAAAAUCCUUGAUGACAUUUUUGCUUCCCUGGUGCAAAAUAGAACUGUUACAGACAUGCCUAAGAAGCCACAAGGACUGACUAUAAAGCCUACAAUAAUGGGCUUUGAUACGCCUCAUUACUGGUUAUGUGAUAACCGCUUACUGUGUCUUCAAGAUCCCAACAAUGAAAGUAAUUGGAAUGUCUUCAGAGAGUGCUGGAAGCAGGGACAGCCUGUAAUGGUGUCAGGAGUGCAUCACAAAUUAAAUGCAGACCUCUGGAGACCUGAGUCCUUCAGGAAAGAGUUUGGCCAACAGGAAGUAGACCUGGUUAACUGCAGGACCAAUGAAAUAAUCACUGGCGCUACUGUAGGAGAUUUCUGGGAUGGGUUUGAAGAUAUUUCAAGUCGCCUGAGAACAGAAGAAGGAGAGCCAAUGGUGUUGAAGCUUAAAGAUUGGCCUCCAGGAGAAGAUUUCAGAGAUAUGAUGCCUUCUCGGUUUGAUGAUUUGAUGAAAAAUAUUCCACUGCCAGAGUACACUAGGAGAGGUGGAAAGCUCAACCUUGCCUCUCGACUUCCCAACUAUUUUGUACGACCAGAUUUGGGCCCUAAGAUGUACAAUGCCUAUGGCUUAAUAACACCAGAAGAUAGAAAAUAUGGCACAACAAAUCUCCACUUGGAUGUGUCUGAUGCAGCUAAUGUUAUGGUGUAUGUGGGGAUCCCCAAAGGUCAGGCUGAUCAAGAAGAAGAAGUACUUAAGACCAUACAAGAUGGUGAUUCUGAUGAGCUGACAAUUAAGCGUUUUACUGAAAGUCGAGAAAAACCUGGAGCUCUGUGGCACAUCUAUGCUGCUAAGGAUACAGAGAAGAUUCGGGAGUUCCUUAAAAAGGUUGCUGAAGAACAAGGUCAAGAAAAUCCUGUAGAUCACGAUCCCAUUCAUGAUCAAAGUUGGUACUUGGAUCGAUCUCUAAGAAAACGCCUUCACCAGGAGUAUGGAGUUCAAGGCUGGGCUAUUGUACAGUUUCUAGGAGAUGUAGUUUUCAUUCCAGCAGGAGCUCCACACCAGGUUCAUAAUUUGUACAGUUGUAUUAAAGUUGCAGAAGACUUUGUAUCCCCAGAGCACGUCAAGCAUUGCUUCUGGCUCACUCAGGAAUUUAGAUAUCUGUCACAUACGCAUACAAACCAUGAAGAUAAAUUGCAGGUGAAGAAUGUCAUAUACCAUGCUGUUAAAGAUGCAGUUGGGAUAUUGAGAGCUAACGAAUCCAGCCUUAGCAGAUCAUAAAGUAGAAAGCCUUAACACACACUAUGAAACAGAAGCGCUGGCAGCUGUUUUAACUACUCAGUCAGGACCUCUGUGGACUUUGAGAUUAUAUGAAUGUUACCUCAUCUUCCUUUCAGCAGUACCAGAGGAUCGUGGUACUAUGUUCUGUGUAUUCUUCCAAUGUUUACAAACCUGAUAUGUAUAUGUAGUAAUAUGUAUGGACUGUGGCAUACUGUGAAUGCUCAGUUGCAAUAGAACUUUAUAUGGAGUUGCUCUCCAAACUGUACAAAAUACCUCCUAUAGAACUGUCGGGAAUUAUUCCAAACUACUCAUUUGAAAACUAUUAUCUGAGACAUUGUAAAGCUCCAAUUUUUAAAACUUAUUUCAGGGUGGGAGGAAAUACAAAGUCACCCAACUAAUAACCAAUUUAUGUUAACUAAGAAUGCGGUUCUGUAACUUCACAUUAACAUAGAACUAGCAUUUAAAAGUAGCUUUAAGCUAUUGUAUAGUAACAUAGAGAUGGAGAUUAACCAUCUUUAGGUAAAUGUAUUUAAAUUUCUAAAUGUUAAAAGAAACUUUUAAUCAAAUGUCUUCUGUUUGAAACUGAUCUUUAAUUUGAACUUACGUUUGAUUCUCUGGUUUUUAACACUGAAUGGUCUACAUAAAAUUCUUCUAUUUCAGAUACUGUUCCUUGCCCAGCUUCUUCAGUUGACUCUUUAAAAAGCAAUGAAUUUGAUGCAGUGCUUUGAAAUGCAAAA
Molecule: messenger RNA, 5144 nt
Organism: Phasianus colchicus (ring-necked pheasant)
Lineage: Eukaryota; Metazoa; Chordata; Aves; Galliformes; Phasianidae
Gene: KDM3A
Product: lysine demethylase 3A
Biological process (GO): regulation of transcription by RNA polymerase II
Cellular component (GO): chromatin; histone deacetylase complex
Molecular function (GO): histone H3K9 demethylase activity; transcription coregulator activity; chromatin DNA binding
Source: RefSeq, a predicted model, not a curated record